Jaculus jaculus (lesser Egyptian jerboa) is the source of this 1844-nucleotide messenger RNA. RefSeq names its product sclerostin domain containing 1 (gene Sostdc1). NCBI's taxonomy places the organism in Eukaryota, Metazoa, Chordata, Mammalia, Rodentia, Dipodidae. Gene Ontology annotation, molecular function: BMP binding. The transcript has 2 exons. Bases 51 to 785 code for a protein of 244 amino acids. Gene Ontology annotation, biological process: negative regulation of Wnt signaling pathway; negative regulation of BMP signaling pathway. The record is from RefSeq and is a predicted model, not a curated record.
ACCCCUUCUCUGGGUUUUCACUCUGAAGCGCUACACAACUUUACACCUGAAUGAACGCCAAACCUCUGUGGAUAUAUAAAGGGAACUUUGAGGAGGAAUUUCACAGUUCCAGGGCAGAAGCAGAAGGAAAGGAAUUAGCCAGCUCUCCAGUCUCACUCACCAUGCUCCCUCCUGCCAUUCACUUCUAUCUCAUCCCCCUUGCCUGCAUCCUCAUGAAAAACUGCCUGGCUUUUAAAAAUGAUGCCACAGAAAUCCUUUACUCGCAUGUGGUCAAGCCUGUCUCAGUACACCCCAGCAGCAACAGCACGUUAAAUCAAGCCAGAAAUGGAGGCAGGCACUUCAGUAACACGGGACUCGAUCGGAACAGUCGAGUUCAAGUGGGCUGCCGGGAACUGAGGUCCACCAAGUACAUCUCCGACGGCCAGUGCACCAGCAUCAGCCCGCUGAAGGAGCUGGUGUGCGCCGGCGAGUGCCUGCCCCUGCCCGUGCUGCCCAACUGGAUCGGGGGCGGCUACGGAGCCAAGUACUGGAGCCGGCGGAGCGCGCAGGAGUGGCGCUGCGUCAACGACAAGACGCGCACGCAGAGAAUCCAGCUGCAGUGCCAGGACGGCAGCACGCGCACCUACAAGGUCACGGUGGUCACGGCCUGCAAGUGCAAGCGGUACACCCGGCAGCACAACGAGUCCAGCCACAACUUCGAGAGCGUGGCGCCCGCCAAGCCCGGCCAGCACCCCCGCGAGCAGCGGAGGCGAGCCGGCAAAGUGAGCAAGCACAGCCUGAGUUAGAACUCGCGGCCCCACUGACUCGGUGCCCAUCUGCCCGACAGACCCCGGUCGUCGCUUGGAAGACUCUCCAGCCCCGCCACUGCUAUUUUUCUCUCACUUGAAAGUAGACGCUCUCCCGCUUUGAUCAGACCCAGCCAAGCUGUUCUGAGGACUGGGACCUUCUCUGGUCGAGCUUUCCAAGAUGUCCAUGUAAAUCCUGGCAUCCAUCCCGUCGCUUUGCAAUUCCCCACCGUUUCUUCAAAGGACGGUUGAACGUGUACCCUUGGCUGAAUGGGGAAACAGAAAAGCGCGCCUCUCCUACUCCACCCUUGCCCCUCUUCUCCCCCUGCCCUUUCCAAACAAGAGCCCUUCAAAACAGAAAAGUUUAUUUUAUUUUAUUUUUUUUUCUACAGUGUAUUUACAGGGCAUUUCAGAAAAGUGAGUUUCCAGUCAUUUUCUUGGGAACAGUCUAGAAGUCAGGAGUGCUCUUCCUUUCAAAGAGAGAAGGAAGACCUUGAGGCGCUUCACUUCAAAAAUAAGCCCUGUAGCUUUCUGCAGCCUCAUAGUCUGAAAUUAUACCCUGCAUGCUGACCCUCGCUCGGAAUGGAAUGUCAGAAAUGUAUGGCAGCAACUAAUAAGGAAAGCUGAUUAUUUAUUUGUCAAUGUUCUUAUUUAAUGAGCUUCACGUGUGAUUUAUUUUUCAAAAUAUUAAUUUUUUAAUGUCUUGAAGCUUUUUUCAUGUACCUAAAUAUUUUCCUAUAUGAUUUUGUGGUUGAUCUAGACAUAUGAAAAUACAUGUUGUAGAUAUGUAAAAUAAAUAUCUUAGUCUCCCUAUAGAUCAUGUGUUUUAUCAUGAACUUUAUAGCAUGGGUCUUUUAAAACCAACAAGGUGAUUUUAAAACUGAAACAAGUAAUAUUUUCUUAUUUAGUCUAUGUAGUCCAAAGGUAACCUGAACUUUAAUACCAGUGGUUUCUCUUAACAAAAAUAAACACCGCUAAAUGUUAUUGUCCUUGACUCUAACAUGUAUUAAAAAGUACAUGUUUGAAAAACUUGUAGAAUAAAGUUUUAGUGUUACUACA